AUGCCACGCACCCGGGAGGACAAGGGGACCCCCAAGGACCCGGAAACCCCAGGCAAGGGGAAAGGAGGGGAGGGAGGGGAGAAAAGCCCCAAAGCUGCUGAAGAUGGUGGUGGCCACCAGGGCACCAAGAGCCCUGCCUCUGAGCCUCGGCACGGCGGCCAUGGGCAGAAGAACAGCAAGAGAGGCUCUGCGGACCCCAACGCAGCGGCCAGCAAGACCUACUCACCCUUCCUCAACACUGUCUUUGGCAAGGAGCGGGAGCUGUCACCAGAGGAGCUGGAUGAGCUUCUGGAUGCCUUCAAGGAGUUCGACACGGACCAGGAUGGCUACAUCAGCUACAAGGACCUGGGCACCUGCAUGCGCACCCUGGGCUACAUGCCCACCGAGAUGGAGCUCAUCGAGAUCUCCCAGCACAUCAAGAUGAGGAUGGGUGGCCGUGUGGACUUCGAGGAUUUUGUGCAGAUGAUGGGACCCAAGCUGCGGGAGGAGACUGCUCACAUGGUGGGCAUCAGGGAGCUCAAGAUCGCCUUCCGUGAGUUCGAUGCCAACGGGGACGGGGAGAUCAGCAGCGGGGAGAUGCGGGAGGCCAUCGGCGCCCUGCUGGGCGAGCAGCUGAAGGCUCAGGAGGUGGAGGAGAUCCUGCAGGACGUGGACCUCAACGGGGACGGGCACGUGGACUUCGAUGAGUUUGUCAUGAUGCUGUCAUCUCGGUAA
Indicator indicator is the source of this 714-nucleotide messenger RNA. RefSeq names its product calcium-binding protein 2-like. The record is from RefSeq and is a predicted model, not a curated record. The transcript has 6 exons. Lineage: Eukaryota; Metazoa; Chordata; Aves; Piciformes; Indicatoridae. Gene Ontology annotation, molecular function: calcium ion binding. The coding region runs from base 1 to 714 and encodes 237 amino acids.